Sclerotinia trifoliorum is the source of this 1573-nucleotide messenger RNA. NCBI's taxonomy places the organism in Eukaryota, Fungi, Ascomycota, Leotiomycetes, Helotiales, Sclerotiniaceae. The record is from the annotation of a GenBank genome assembly.
AUGGCAUGGCAGUAAAGUUGUAUCUGUGUAUCGGUUCCGUCCUCCACGUAUACCCCGCCAACCAAAAUGACGAACAUCUACUCGCUCCACCACAAACAUCUCUCAAUACCUAGCAGCAUCAGUAAAAAAAUGGCGGAUUCAAGUACAGCGUUCAUGGGCGCGUCACAUCCAUCUAUUCAGAUCUCAUUUCCUCUUCCAAAAGCUCCAGAGACCAAUAUUCAUCUGCACUUGACAAUCAACAAAAUUUCAUUAUUGUUGUUCCUCACGACGGCAUUGAAUGGUGAUACUUCUACAGCACCACCUCUGGGCUCGUUUGUCUAUGCGCUUCCCAAUGUAAGCCCGAUUCUUUGUUUUCGCUAUCAUCCUUUCGCAUUAACAUGUAUUUAGAGAAUGAAUGCUAGUCAGCCACUUUCUACACCGUUGUGUGUCUAUGAAUCCUCAGUCGAGUUCACCACUCGACUUGCAAAAUUGUUGGCGCGCAAAACAGGAAAGCCUGUCUACGUUGGCAAUUCUAUCAGUUUCGCAAGUGCAGGAAUGGGCGGAACUGUGGAGGAGGAGAUGGAAGGUUUCAAGAAGGUGGUGGAAAUUGUCAUGGAACAAGUGCGAAAGACUGAAAAUCAAGGUACCCAUGGCAUCUAGAUCGAAGCGGUCAUUGUCUCCAAUACUCCAUCAAAUUUAGAUGAAGCACCAGCUACUACACACAUUAUUCUAGUUCGUACAAGGAGAGCGGACGAUACCGAGAAUCGGGUUCUUGCAAAGCAAACUACAACUUGAUAAUUGUGUGCCCUGCAGUUGUACAGAUGCCGGUUCCAGAAAUGCCAAUGAGCUAUUCAAGCCAUCUCAAAGAUGGUAAUACCUAAGAUCAAAGAUUUAUAUGCCAAGCGCCUUCAUCGAGGCUUGUAUCGCGAUCACUUGUCGGACAGCAAUAGUCGUCAGAUGUACGACCUGACAAAGAACAGGACCAAAUCCUUGGGAUCUAACUUGCACUGUAUCAUUCUGCGGUGGAACAAUAAUAGCGCUAGAAACUUACCAAAGGUCCACUAUGUUUCUGUAUUCUCCUGAAGACAUUCAAUGACCCACGGCCCGCUCCGCCAAUACUUCAUUGUCUUUCAAAUCUUUCAUUGUGUGUAACCGACAAUCUUGUCUAGCAAUCGCUGGAGUCUCAAUAAUGACAUUUGCAUUCGCUACAUGCAAGAUUCCUAGCCAACUUUCAAUUCAGCACCGAUUUAAGAUUCCGUCAAGACAAUGAGCUUAUCCAUUUAUUUCUAUUGAGUAUAAGUAGUACAGCUUGCCGCCACACUGAGACCCGAACUUUUGAGGGACGGGAAUGAGUUGGCUUCAUGACAUAAGGCUGGGGGCUACAGCUAACGAGAUCACUACAUGGACUUUCUCAACUCACGUCCGCAGCAGUAGCUUGUUGGGUCCUCACAAUAAGUCAAUUAAAUAUGGAGGAUCGUGCGAUACGCCGACCCAUUUAGCGUAAAUCCUUUGCUGAAUGAAUAGGACUAGAUAUUCGCAAUCUAAACCGGGACUUUAGGUUCUGAAGUUACACGAUGUCUUAAAACUCUCUCUU